GCAAUUCUCCUCGGCUUGGAAUUUUUAGCUGGGAAAUGGCCGACGAUUUGGACGAAAAAGUGAUUUCCUUGAAAAUUUCCAAAGCUCCAUCGAUGUCGAAUAUGCCAUUGGACAUCAUUCAUAAAAUGGUGGAAAACGUCAAACCAAUCGAUCGACUUUCUCUUCGAAAAGUUUGCCGGAACUUUCGUGAAAUCGUCAAUGAUAAGGAUCCGGGUUUCAAGCGUCUUCGGCUCGACUUAUUUAAGGAUUUAUUCAGUUUUGUGCUCCACGAUGCAAAAAAUGUCGCCAUAACUCAGGAUUUCGAUGGUCAAACUUGCACAGUUCAAUUCAAUCAUCGAGAGAAACGUUGUUUUACGAAAAAUGCCUUGAAAAUAGCUUUAAAUGACGUUACAGUAUUGAUUGAAAAUCCUCAUUUUCAAUUAAGUCAUUUCAAUUUCUCUGCACUUGACGAAGACACUGCAGCCGUGGAAACAGUGAUGAGCUGGUUCAAAUCAGUUUCCGAUUCGAAAAAGUUGUGGAAAGUCGAAAAAAUCACUUUGGAAGCGUGCAAUUGUGAUAUUCCGGGAAUUCUGUCAGGUUUUCAACCAGGAAUCCUCAGAAGUAUUAAAAUUCUGCACCACCUGGAUCUGAGCACUUUGGAGGAAAUUUUUAGGCUGGAGCAAUGGAAAAUGGCAAAAUCAGCUGACAUUAUAUCAAGUGAACAUUCAAGUUUUCCCAUCGAAAAUCUCGUUCAUCUUUCAAAUUUCUACUUAGAACUGGAUUAUUUCACGGUCGCAGAUGCUGUUAAAAUCCGAGAUAUUCUCUUAAAAACCGCCAAUUUCAACAGUGGAACUAUCAGUGUGCUGGAUUUUUACGAUUUCAUAAUAGAUAUUCUGCAUGUUUUCGAUCCAAAUUAUAAUUUCGUUGAAGAUGAAGUUUUCUAUAAUGACGGAGAAGGUGCUCAAUUCCUCAUCACACACAAUGACUAUGAGCUGAUGAUCAAACGGGUUCUAUAAAUGUCCAAAAAUUCUGAAUUUUGUGUCUUUCUGUUUCUGUUAAUAAAAAUUAUGUUUUC
Messenger RNA from Caenorhabditis elegans, 1054 nucleotides. It is a transcript of the gene fbxa-108, whose product is annotated as F-box domain-containing protein. The record is from RefSeq and is marked reviewed. The transcript has 4 exons. The coding region runs from base 36 to 995 and encodes 319 amino acids. NCBI's taxonomy places the organism in Eukaryota, Metazoa, Nematoda, Chromadorea, Rhabditida, Rhabditidae.